This is a messenger RNA of Hyphopichia burtonii NRRL Y-1933, 1520 nucleotides long. It is a transcript of the gene SGO1, whose product is annotated as Sgo1p. The transcript has a single exon. Lineage: Eukaryota; Fungi; Ascomycota; Pichiomycetes; Serinales; Debaryomycetaceae. The coding region runs from base 35 to 1513 and encodes 492 amino acids. The record is from RefSeq and is a predicted model, not a curated record.
CUCAAGCAACAGCUUGCUAGAUCUCAGAUAAACGAUGGCACGUCCCUCACAAGGCUCACGCUACUUUCAGGAGAUUGCUUCACAGGCCCAAUCACGAAGGGCAAGUAUGAAUCAUGAACUGCUUGUCAAUAGAAACAGAUCUCAAUCACAACCUCCAAGGGAGCCCGAUCCAAAACCUAAAAUUGAUAAGGAGGAAGUGGAGCGAAUGAAGCAGAAGUACACUGUUCAAAAUAAGUCAUUGGCUCAACAAAACUCUGCCUUAUCUUUGAAACUAUCCGAUAUGGAGUCCAAAAUAAGUGAUUUAAUAAACGAAAACAUGACUUUGAGGAAACGGAAAUCUCUGCAAGACAAAGAUAUUAAAGCUCUAUUAGAGAAAAAGUUAAAAACUAUCGAAAGGAACUUCAUUUGUAAGUUCGACGACUUACUCCUGGUAUUCAAGGAUAUCAGAGCAAAGGAAGGGCUUUCCGAAAAUCCACAACUAGAUAUAUUAAACGAGUUUACCCGUCCUACCACCUCCACACCUAUGAAUGAUUCACAUAACGACUUAGAUUUUGGUAACCCAAUUGAUGUUGACGCACAUAAAGCCACCUUGUUCCUACCUUCUUUACAUAACGAAUUGAGCAAAUUAAGUCAAGAAAAACCCCAAGCUCCAAAACAAUCUCGCCCAAGAAGAAGUUUCAGUGAAAGUCCUGAUCUUGCCUUAUUUAGAAUUCCUUCAACUGUAGUUGAAACUGGUGAGAGUGGUACUGAUAACUCAGUUGAAACUACCAAUGAGAAAGUUGAUGAUGCAAUGAUUGCACUUGAUGAUAGCGAGACUCCAAAUGAGCUUCCAACGAAGGAAUUGAGUGAAGUCCUCAAUGAAAAUAUGCCUGACAAUACAAAUGGUGGUUUCAAAGUUUUCCGGGAUGACACACAGGAGAAUAGAAGAAACAACACCAAGAAUACUUCAAAAUCGAUACCCCAAAAACAGUCACUACUGUCGAAUUCACCAGCUCCAGAAGCAGAUAUAAAAAUAGAAGAUGAGCGAACAGGAAGAAGGUCGACAAGAACAAGAAGAAAUAUCAACUAUGCUGAACCACGUAGAGGUCUGAAGAUUCGUAGAGAAUCAGCGAAAAUGAUGGAUGCAGUGGGUGGAUAUCUUCCAUUAUUUAAGGAAAGAGAAGAGUCAGUUGCACCCGGUGGACCUGAGCCUACCACAAGCUCAAAGAAGAGGCGGAAGGUCAGUGGUGAAGAUCAAGAUUUAGCAUUGAAAAACCAACAAACCGGCAGUCAAUCUGAGAAAAGGAUGCCGUUAUCUAACGUCACCAAUUCUAGUAACAAGGUUGAAAAGAAACCCAUAUCAUCGAUUGGAGAUAAAGCUACAGAUGUUGUUGAUAUGGAUAAGGUGAUUACGGGAGAGUCAAAUCAAGUUGUUACAGAAUCUCAAAAAGAUUUAUCUAUAUUUGAUUUAAAUGAGCGAGACCAAGAUCGACCUAAACGUUUUUACAGAAGAAGGUCUACUAUGAUAAAGUGAAUUAAAC